UGAAAACCAGCUAAGAUGUCCGACCUCGACUGGGACGACGACGAGUUCGAGGUGGCCGAGAUCAAGAAGGAGGAGCCCAAAAAGGCGUCCACCUUCGACGACGAGGAGGAGGAGGAGGAGGCACCCGUCAAGAAGGCGCCCGCGUCCAAGCCCAAGCCCGCCAAGAAGGAGACGGUCGAGUACGUGGACGAGACCCUCGCGGACCCGGUCGCCGAGAAGCUCCGAAGGCAGAAGCUCGUGGAGGCGGCGGAUCUCGCGGCGGCGAAGGAGCUCUUCGGCACCGACGGCGAGGAGAUCGACCUCACCACCUACGCGCCAAAGUCCGAGAAGGAGUUUGCCAAGUACGGCAACCUGGUGGCGACCAAGUACAUGACGGUGGUGAAGGACAGCGCCUUCUACAAGGAGACCGUCAAGUCGUUCCUCAAGAACGCGCUCAGGAACAGCAGCGCCGCGGAGGUCAAGGAGAUCGAGGCGUCGAUCGUCGCCAUCCGCAACGACAAGGUGAAGAAGGAGAAGGCUGACGCGGCGCUCGCGCAGAAGGCGGAGCAGGCGGAGAAGGCCAAGGCUGGCAAGGGGAAGAAGAAGUUCCUCAACCAGGGCGUCAAGGGUGCGAACUCCGGGCUGGACGACUACAAGUACGACUCGUACACCCCCGACGACGAUUACGACUUCAUGUGAGCGUAUAGUUUGGUGGUGGAGCGGAGGGUGGACGCCGGGGAGCGGCUUUAGGCGCGACUCGACUCGUCUCUGUGAAUACGCAAAAGUAGCCAUUCGCCGC
Molecule: messenger RNA, 778 nt
Organism: Micromonas commoda
Lineage: Eukaryota; Viridiplantae; Chlorophyta; Mamiellophyceae; Mamiellales; Mamiellaceae
Exons: 2
Coding region: 16-678 (220 amino acids)
Cellular component (GO): cytoplasm; eukaryotic translation initiation factor 3 complex
Molecular function (GO): translation initiation factor activity
Source: RefSeq, a predicted model, not a curated record